UGCACCUGGUUUCUCCCACCAUCUCUGCCCACUUUUUUCUCCGGUCUUAACCAGCCUCCUGCAGACCCCUCCGACGCCCAGGGUAAUUCCACGACGUCGUAAUUAACAUCUUUUCUCUCUUCCAAUCCCUAGCUCAUUAUCUUUCCCCACAAUGCAAUCCGUGUUGAUAGCUGCAGAGGAAUCGCAUAUUCUCAGAAUAUUAAACAGUAGCUUCCAAACCCUAGACUCCAUAAAAGACGGCAUUUCUCAUAUUUUUGCUAAUUUUUUCUGCUCCAAAUACUUCAGCAUUGACUUAAUUGAUACAAGGUAUAGAGGGAUUGAUGAGGUAAAAACAAGUUAUAAUCAGAAUCAAUGUGAGUUAAGUGAAAACGGUAGAAGGCAGUCGGAGCCUUCUGAUGGUGAUGAAGGGCAGUGUUCCGGUGCCGUUUUUAACGUUUUAGAUACAAUGUUAAAGGAUAGUUUGGAUCGCUUGAAAACAAUGAGGCAAAGCAUAUCCUGGGAUGCUAUAGGCAGUGAAUGCUGUGACUUUGAAGUAAAUUAUAAGCGAGAUAUAACUAUCAUUAGAGCUUUAUGCUUGGAGGGUAAGUUGGGGGUAGCUCUAUCUCUCUGGUAUAUGAUGAUACAGAAAAGUGUUAUUCCUGAUGUUAUUACCCAUAAUUAUCUAAUAAAUGGCUUCUGCAAAACUGGUAACUUGGAUAAGGCUGAGUGGCUUGUCAAAGAGAUGUUAUUUAGGGGUCCUCCUCCUAAUUGUGCGACAUACAACACUUUAAUAAAGGGUUAUUGUCUUCAAAAGGAUAUUGAAAGGGCUCUAAAUUUGUUUUCCACAAUGGCCAACAGUGGUAUUGCCCCAAAUAGAGUUACUUGUAACAUUAUUGUACAUGCCCUUUGUAAGAAAGGUCUGCUGGAGGAUGCAAGAAAGCUUCUUACUGAAAUAUUGGGUGAUACUCACCCUAAGGACACGUCGAAUUUGAUAACAUCGACUAUACUAAUGGAUGGUUCCUUUAAGAAUGGAGAUAUAAAUCGGGCUCUCACUUAUUUGGAUGGCAUUUUUUGCGGGGGUAUCCCACUUGAUACUGUUUUCUAUAAUGUUGCCAUUCAUGGAUUCUGUUUGAUCGGAGAUAUAUCCACUGCUUAUAAAUAUGUCUGCGAAAUGUUUAAGCGUGGUUUUCUUCCUGAUAUAUUUUCUUACAAUACUCUUAUUGGCGCUCUUUGUAAGGAAGGACGGACCACUGAGGCUUGUUAUAUCUACAAUGUUAUGUCCAGAAUGGGUGUUUCUCCUGAUCAAAUCACUUACAAGAUGAUUAUACAAGGGCUAUGUUUUCAUGGCAAUGUAAUAAAAGCUAAUCUGUUUCUUCAUGCUAUGUUAGAUGACUCUGUUGUGCCUGAACCACUCAUCUGGAAUGUGAUAAUUGAUGGUUAUGGGAGGUGUGGUAAUAUGCAAAAAGCAUUGUCCAUCAGGGAACAAAUGGCUGCCUUUGGAGUAAUGCCAAAUACAUUUACUUAUAAUGCUUUGAUCCAUUCACAGAUAAAAAGUGGAAAUGUUGUUGAGGCACAUUCUUUGAAGAAGGAGAUGGUUCUAAAUGGUUCUUUUCCAGAUUUGGUUACAUACAAUCUCUUGUUGGGUGCCUCUUGCAAUCUUGGUAACAUUCAUUCAGUGCUGCAGAUAUAUGAUGAAAUUGUAAGAGGAGGUUAUUACCCAGACAUAAUAACAUAUACUGAGCUACUUAAGUAUUACUGUAUACAAGGUUAUACAGAGAAGGCAGAAGAUCUCUUGGAAAAGUUACAGACUUUGAAUUUACAGGUUGAUCAUGUUCCAUUUCUGAUACUCAUGAAAAAGUAUUGCAAGAUGAGGGAGCUAGACAAAGCAUUUGAACUUUAUCAGAAGUGGUUAUUGAGAAAGAGUUGAGAAUACCUUUAGUAUAGAGCAAUUGGUACUCAGGGCUGCAAAGAAUUUUCUGAUCCUUGGAAAUAUAACUCCACCAUGGCAGUUUCAUGCAUUACGUGCAUUCAUUGAUGGUGGAUAUCUCCUGCAAGUUGAUGAUCUCAACUUGAAGCUAUUAUUGUUAACACCAGGCGGACUGCAGUUAGAUAAUGAAUCAGUAAACUCAGGAGGCUACAGAGAUUUCAUUAUACAGAUUCAAACUUUGCCAGUUAUCUUCAAGCUCAAGGAGGAGGAAAUCUCUUUUUGAAUAUCUUGGUAAUGUUCACUGCAUAGAUAUUGAUGAAGUAACUUACCUUAAUCAGGCAUUGUUCCCUCACUAGUUCUAUUGGUUCGCUUGUCAUCAUAUCUGCGGAUUUGGAUUUUGGAACAUAUCAGAUCUUAGCUCAGUUUUGCAGGUUUGGCCUGGCUUUUCCAAAUUGUCUCUGGUGUGCUUCAUGAAACUCAGUUUUACUGCUCAAGAGCAAUGGACAAUAGGUAUCAUUGAUUACGCAGCUGUUGGGGAUGAGUUCGUUUUACAAAUUGAAUCUUAUCCUAGCCUACAUGUUGGAGAUCAUACCCUGCAGCUGCUUUUUGCUGUGUCUGUACAAGCAGCAUAUUCAAGCUGCUUCUGCUAUUGGAGCUUAUGAGCAUUCUUAACAUUUUUGGUGGUAGUACGUGGUUAGGAUUUUACAGCGGCACCAUGUACAGAGGAACUGACCAUUCCUUUUCUCACUAAAAUCUGCUGUUCAUUCAACUGCAGGUAUUCUACAUGUCAUUAUGGUCAUCUAGGUCUUUAAUUGGGUUCAUUGAGCGGUGGUAGCUCUUGGUCCGUAAUUUUUAACUAUACGAAAAUGAAACACUUGAGAUUUUGCAGUUAUGGCAUGUUGCGCAUGGUGCUAUACAAGCUGUUGUAUAAUUUCAGACCUUUGUGCAUACUGUUUGAGGCCAUAUGUUAUAUUAUCCCAUUAGACAAGUAGUAUUCGUGCUCUUAUUGGGAUGCUUUGUCAUAUAUUUUAUGCCA
Molecule: messenger RNA, 2942 nt
Organism: Coffea eugenioides
Lineage: Eukaryota; Viridiplantae; Streptophyta; Magnoliopsida; Gentianales; Rubiaceae
Product: pentatricopeptide repeat-containing protein At5g24830
Exons: 7
Coding region: 152-1906 (584 amino acids)
Molecular function (GO): protein binding
Source: RefSeq, a predicted model, not a curated record